Molecule: messenger RNA, 1395 nt
Organism: Babjeviella inositovora NRRL Y-12698
Lineage: Eukaryota; Fungi; Ascomycota; Pichiomycetes; Serinales
Gene: SSF1
Product: rRNA-binding ribosome biosynthesis protein
Exons: 1
Coding region: 6-1142 (378 amino acids)
Biological process (GO): rRNA processing; ribosomal large subunit assembly
Cellular component (GO): preribosome, large subunit precursor
Molecular function (GO): rRNA binding
Source: RefSeq, a predicted model, not a curated record
CAUCCAUGAAGAACCACUCGCUCACCCAGUUAGUGCGUGACUUUAGAAAUGUAAUGCAACCACACACCGCGAUUAAGUUGCGCGAGCGCAAGAACAACAGAUUGAAGGAUUACAUCGUCAUGGCGGGCCCGCUCGGGGUAUCACACCUCAUGGUUUUCUCGCAGUCUGACAAGGGGACGACGCACUUGAGGAUCGCGCGGAUGCCCAAGGGGCCAACUAUCACCUUCAAGGUAGCAAACUACUCCUUGUGCAAGGAUGUCAGACAGAUCUUGAAGACGCCAAAGUCUGUGGCCGCAGAUUCGUCCGAGUUUCUCUCGCCACCAUUGCUUGUGCUCAACGGAUUCACAAACCCGGCGACUGCCGAACCCCACGAGAAGGUGAUUAUCACCGUAUUGCAGAAUAUGUUCCCGGCGAUUUCUCCCCAAUCCACCAAGGUCAAUUCUAUCAAGCGUGUUUUGAUGAUCAACAAGGACGCUGAAACCGGUGAGAUCGACUUGAGACACUAUGCCAUCGACACCAGAAUGGUGGAGGUUUCGCGUAAUGUCAAGAAGUUGAUCAUUGCCAAGAAUCACUUGCACAAAAAAUUGCCAAACUUGGGGAAGGCUACAGAUGUUUCCGACUUGCUUUUGGACCCGUACGCCAACGGUGGGUUCACAUCUGAGUCCGAGAUCGAUGACGAUGCCAUUGUGGAGAUUAAGAGCGAGGUCAACAUCCAGGCGAACGCUCAGGCCAACUCCCAGCCGGCCGAGGUGCCUACCAAGAAGCGUGCUGUUAAGUUGACCGAGUUGGGCCCAAGAAUGCAGUUGGAGCUCGUCAAGAUCGAGGAGGGCACUUGCACCGGAAAGAUCUUGCAUCACGCGAGAAUCACCAAGACCGCCGCGGAGGUUAACAAAUUGGCCAGCAAGCACGCCAAGAUGUUGAAGCUCAAGGCCGAGAGAAAGAGGCAACAGGAGGCGAACGUCAAGGCCAAGAAGGCCGUCAAGGAGGCCAAGAAAUUGAGAAGAAAGGAGCGGAUCGCUGCCAGGGAAAACGGCGAGGCUGUGAGUGAGAGUGAGGAUGAGGAGAUGGACUCCGAGAACGAGAUCCAGAUCAACUCUGAGGACUACAGUGAUGUCAGCGACUUGUACAGUGACAACGAAUAGGUGUAUAGUUUUGUAUCAUAGGCGAAUGUGCCAAUACCAGAAGUGUGUGAAAAGAAGAUUGAGGCUACUGGGCGUGUGGUCUGGGUCGAUUAGAUGUGAUUUAGAAAAAAAAAGGAGGAUUGUGGAUAUUGUGUCUGAGCUUUGUAUUUGCACCUUGGGCCUUGUAUUUUAGGUGCUAUGAGAAGACACAUUGACUAUAACUAAAUUUACAAAGAUAUCAGGUCAUACCGAAGGUACCGGUGUUAAUAACGAG